Molecule: messenger RNA, 2132 nt
Organism: Chironomus riparius
Lineage: Eukaryota; Metazoa; Arthropoda; Insecta; Diptera; Chironomidae
Source: the annotation of a GenBank genome assembly
CACGAAUUGAGCUGCCGCGUCUAUUUGAAGUUAAUAAUAUUUUUUAAUUUAAAUUCAGCACAUUAGUAAAUAUUAAGUUUACGGAUUAAAAUAAGAACAAUUAACAGAUAGUUUUGAUAAAGAGUGAAGUGAAUUAAAGAUAAAAUGGCAAGCAGAAGUGUAAGAAAAACGACACCCAUUUCGAAUGUACGUCCAAGUUCGCCGCUUUCUCCUACAAGACACUCCAGAUUGGUUGAAAAGAAUGAAUUACAAAAUCUAAAUGAUCGUCUUGCAGCUUAUAUUGAUCGUGUCAGGAAUCUUGAGAAUGAAAAUGCCAGAUUAACAACCGAAAUUACGUGUUAUCGCGAUACAACAACGCGGGAGGUUACUAAUAUUAAAAGUAUGUAUGAACAUGAAUUGUCCGAUGCACGAAAGUUAUUGGAUGAGACAUCAAAGGAAAAAGCCAAGCUUGAAAUCGAUAUCAAACGUAUCUUUGAGGAGAAUGAGGAUCUCAAAAAGAGAUUGGACAAAAGAAAUAAGGAAUGUGCUACUGCCGAAAACAAUUAUCGUCUUUAUGAACAAAAGUUCCAUGAUUUAACUGCUAAGUAUAAUGCUGCAUGUUCAGAGCGCAAAAAGGCUCAAGAUGAGUUGAAGGAUUUAGAGAAGGAAGUUGACAAAUUGAGGAAGAUGCUUGAAGCUCUUCGCAAGAACUUGGAGGAAGAAACUUUGGCACGCGUUGAUCUUGAAAAUAACAUUCAGAGCUUGAAAGAGGAAUUAACUUUCAAGGAUCAAGUUUUUCAACAAGAAUUGUCAGAGUCACGUUCACGUCGUCAAGUUGAGAUCAGCGAGAUCGAUGGGCGCCUUAACGAGCAAUAUGAAGCCAAAUUACAGCAAUCUUUACAAGAAUUACGUGAUCAAUACGAAGCACAAAUGCGUAAUAAUCGCGAUGAAAUUGAAGGAUUAUAUGAGAAUAAAAUUAAGGGUCUUCAAGGGCAAAUUGCCAGAGCUAAUAAUGCUUCCUCAGCUGUCCACGAAGAGAUGCUUCUCGUUCGUUCGCGUGCUGAUAGUUUAAAUGGACGAAUUGCUGACUUGGAAGGAUCAAAUGCUAACUUAUCAGCACGUAUUCGUGAUCUUGAGAGUGUUCUCGAUGCUGAACGUGCCAGGUUCCAUCGCGACUUACAAGUUUUGGAAACAGAAUUGGCUCGCAUGCGCGAAGAAAUGGCACAACAAUUGCUAGAAUAUCAAGAUCUGAUGGAUAUUAAAGUUUCAUUGGACCUCGAAAUUGCAGCUUAUCGUAAACUUUUGGAAGGCGAAGAAACUCGUUUGAACAUUACACCAACUCAAUCUCAGACAGCUUCCUUUUCACAAUCUUUGCGUGCAGGGCGUUCAACACCGAUUCAGUUUCGGACCCCCUCAAGAGCAGGUAAACGUAAGAGAGCGGUAUUCGAAGACGAGGACGAGCAAAAUUUUAGCGUCACAUCAUCAGCAAAAGGGGAAGUAGAAAUAACUGAAGUUGAUGCUGAAGGGAAAUUUGUCAAAUUGUUAAAUCGUGGAAAUAAGGAAAUUCUUAUUGGUGGAUGGCAAUUGGUACGCAAGAGUGGAGAAAACGAAACUUUGUUCAAAUUUCAUAGAACCGUGAAAAUUGAAGGAGGACAAACAGUCACCGUUUGGUCUUCCGAUAGUGGUGCUACACAUGAGCCGCCAGCAAAUAUUGUCAUGAAGGGACAACGGUUCUUUGUGAGCGAUAAUAUGUCAACGCGUUUGGUCAAUGGAGACGGAGAGGAGGUUGCAACCCACGAAAGAAAACAAGUUCAAAAAACCAUUCAUCGUGAAUUCGGAUAUAGAGGCAUCGAAGAUUUCCAUCACCAACGAGGCGAUCCAGCAUCUGGAGAAGAGAAGUGUCGUAUUAUGUAAUAUGUUUUACUCUGUUCAAUUACCUUAAAACUAUAAGAGAGAGAAUCUUAAGUGUCAUUAAAUUACUAUUGAUUAACACAUUUUUGCAUAAAACUUUAAUUUCAAGUUAAUUCUAAUAUUAUAUUAUCACAUGAGAAGAUUACCUAUUAUCGAGACGUCUAACUUUCAAAAAAAUAAUUUGUUACUAAAACAAUCAAAAAAAAAGAAUAAAAAAUAUUAAGCAAAUGAUUAAUCACAAA